Messenger RNA from Rubroshorea leprosula, 2752 nucleotides. The record is from the annotation of a GenBank genome assembly. NCBI's taxonomy places the organism in Eukaryota, Viridiplantae, Streptophyta, Magnoliopsida, Malvales, Dipterocarpaceae.
GAAAGAAAAACCCAAGAAAUCCCUCCGCAUGUUAUGCGCUGUCUCUUCCACCAUCCGCCGUUCAUUUCUCUGCCAUCCCUCUAGACCCUGCCCUCUCCGCCUCUUCGCCGCCGCGACCAUGGCAUUACAACACCCCCAGGACGAAGGCUAUCUUCAGAAAGUCAUUCCCAAGCGCAUCCAGCUCUUUGAAUCCAUCAAGUCGCAGCAGCUCUCGCAGCUACAGUCCCUCCCCUCAGACCCCAUCAAGAUUGCUUUGCCCGAUGGUACAGUGAAGGAGGGGAAGAAAUGGGUUUCGUCUCCGAUGGAUAUUGCUAAGGAGAUUUCUAAGAGUCUGGCGUCUAAUGCACUCAUUUCUUCGGUUAAUGGCGUUCUGUGGGACAUGACAAGGCCGUUGGAGGGUGAUUGUGAGCUCAAGAUUUUCACUUUUGAUAGUGACGAGGGGCGUGAUACUUUUUGGCACUCCAGUGCUCACAUUCUUGGUCAGUCCCUCGAGAGUAGAUAUGGUUGCAAGCUGUGCAUUGGGCCCUGCACCACAAGAGGAGAGGGUUUCUAUUAUGAUGCAUUUUAUGGUGAUUUGGGCUUGAAUGAUGAUCACUUUAAGGAAAUUGAAGCAGGAGCCCUCAAAGCUGUUGCGGUAUUUUUCAUAAUCCUGAAUGUGUCAUGCUAGUUACACUUGUCAUCUGCUGAUAAAUAAAAAAGUUACAUUUGGCAUCAUUUUCCACUAGUUUCCCAGUUCUGUUGGUUUUGAAACAACACUUGUUUAUCAUGAUGUACCUCUGACUGCUUAGUAAAUUGAGUUUUUAGGAGUGAAUGGCUUAAAUUUCCGUAGUGUAUGAAUUGUUAUUUAAUAUGCUUAUCAGAAAAGAUGUUGCAUUGUUGCUAUUUGUCACAAAUGUUAAACGCACAUUAUUUUUUCUUUCCAUUCUUUUAGGAAUGUGAAUGGGAUAUCAGUCUCUUGAAAUUGUUUCUCUGAAAGAAAUUGUUUUAUUUGGUACUUAAAUUCUCAGGAAAAACAACCAUUUGAGCGCAUUGAAGUGACAAGAGACCAAGCUCUUGAGAUGUUUUCUGAGAAUAAUUUCAAGGUUGAAAUCAUCAGCGAUUUGCCUGCAGACAAGACUAUCACUGUAUACAGAUGUGGUCCAUUGGUUGAUUUGUGUCGUGGACCCCAUAUUCCUAAUACAUCCUUUGUGAAAGCAUUUGCGUGUUUGAAGGCUUCAUCAGCAUACUGGAGAGGUAAUAAGGAACGAGAAAGUUUGCAAAGAGUUUAUGGAAUUUCUUAUCCUGAUCAGAAGCGCUUGAAGGAGUAUCUUAAACAGCUGGAAGAAGCAAAGAAAUAUGACCAUAGAUUGCUUGGAACAAAACAGGAGCUUUUCUUUUGUCACCCACUUAGUCCAGGAAGCUGGUUCUUCCUUCCUCAUGGCACUCGUAUUUACAAUAAAUUGAUGGAAUUUAUACGAAAUCAAUAUUGGGAGAGGGGUUAUCAAGAGGUUAAGUCACCAAACAUGUAUAAUAUGAAUCUUUGGGAAACUUCUGGCCAUGCUGCAAAUUACAGGGAGAAUAUGUUCUUAUUUGAGAUUGAAAAACAAGAAUUUGGACUGAAACCAAUGAACUGCCCAGGCCACUGUUUAAUGUUUCAGCAUAGAGUUCGUUCUUAUAGAGAACUACCUCUUCGCCUGGCUGAUUUUGGCGUUUUGCAUCGCAAUGAGGCUAGUGGUGCACUCACUGGGUUAACUCGUGUCAGGAGGUUUCAGCAGGAUGAUGCUCAUAUUUUCUGCAGAGAGUCCCAGGUCAAAGAUGAAGUAAGGGGUGUCCUGGAAUUCAUCAAUUAUGCAUAUAACAUAUUUGGAUUCACUUAUGAGCUGAAGCUGUCUACAAGGCCAGAGAAAUACCUCGGAGAUUUGGCAACAUGGGAGAGAGCUGAAGCUGCUCUUUCCGAAGCAUUAAAUGAAUUUGGGAAGCCUUGGCAGAUAAAUGAAGGAGACGGAGCCUUUUAUGGACCGAAGAUAGAUAUCAGUGUAUCUGAUGCAUUGAAUAGAAAAUUUCAGUGUGCAACAUUGCAGCUUGACUUCCAGCUUCCUGAUCGUUUCAAGUUGGAAUACUCAGCAGAGGAUGAAGCCAAAAGAGAGAAACCUGUUAUGAUACAUAGGGCUAUCCUGGGGUCUGUUGAGCGUAUGUUUGCCAUACUUUUGGAGCAUUACAAGGGUAAAUGGCCCUUCUGGCUUAGUCCACGUCAAGCAAUUGUUUGUUCUGUUUCAGAAAAGUCUGAGCCCUAUGCACUAAAGGUUCGGGAUCAAAUCCAUCAAGCUGGUCACUAUGUUGAUGUUGAUACAACAGAUAGAACAAUCCAAAAAAAGAUACGAGAAGCUCAGGUGGCACAAUAUAACUACAUAUUGGUCGUCGGUGAAGAGGAAACCAAGACUGGACAGGUGAACGUGAGGCCGAGGGAUAACAAGGGGGAGCAUUCUGCCAUGAGCAUUGAGAAUCUGCUUCAACACUUCAAGGACGAAACUGCAGCAUUUCGUUAAGAUGACAGAUUUUUUGAUGGAAACAAAUGUUAGUGAUUCUAUUAUUACAUGCUGAUGCCAAAGAAAUUUGGAUCGGUCCAUUUUGUUGAGAAAAUUAAUUGUUAGGCCUUUCUGAAUGAAUUUUUUUUUUUUUUUUUAGACAACACAGACUUUUUGCUUUUACUUGAACUCUGAAUGAAACUCUAAAGUGGCACGACAUGAACAUCCAAUACAUGAAUCACGUUCAC